Molecule: messenger RNA, 490 nt
Organism: Diospyros lotus (date-plum)
Lineage: Eukaryota; Viridiplantae; Streptophyta; Magnoliopsida; Ericales; Ebenaceae
Exons: 3
Coding region: 82-390 (102 amino acids)
Source: RefSeq, a predicted model, not a curated record
UUAUUGCGGACUAGGGUUUGUACCUUUCUGUUGCCAGGAAGCGCCUCUUAGCCUGCGUCUGUCUGUGUGAGAGGGAGAGCCAUGGCGAAAAACAGAAACAAGAAUAAUAAGAAAAAAAGUUGCUCGACAGCAAUGGACAUCCCCUCCGAUCACACGGUUGCAGAUGUUCCUCAAGCGAUGGAUACGUCAGAAUCAGCAGCUCCCGAUCUAUCUCCCGGUGCCUCCAAUAGAAAGACGAGAAAGGGGGUACAGAUGAAGAGAUCAAAGAAUGUUAGAAAGAUUAAAGCCAUAGCAAAAGCUGUAUCUCAAAACGAAAAAAUCUUGGAGAAAAUAUUGAAGAAUGAAAAUAAAACGUCUAAAAUGAAUUCUGCCAAGAGGUUGUAUGACUGAGUUAUUUCAUCUGCUCUCUUGAAUAGGUUUUAGAAAUGUAAGGGCCUGAUCAUUUGUAGAGAAUAUUUUUGUUUUUUAAUUCCAUUUUUUUGUUGAAUAA